This is a messenger RNA of Schistosoma bovis, 2659 nucleotides long. The record is from the annotation of a GenBank genome assembly. NCBI's taxonomy places the organism in Eukaryota, Metazoa, Platyhelminthes, Trematoda, Strigeidida, Schistosomatidae.
AGAGAAAACACUAAUAAUAUAAUAAAAUUACUACCUGUUAUUCAUACAUAUAAAUUCAUCAUUGUAAUCAUCAUACAGUCUCUUAAAUUGAUCUCCGAAAAAAUAUCUCACCUUGAUAUUUUAAAGUACUGUGAUUGUUUUAAAAUGCAUACAAAAUGUCAAAAUGAGAUUCAACAACAACAAGCUUUAAUAAUUCAACUUCAAGAAGAUUUAGUUGAUAAGAAUAAAAGAAUAUCAGAAUUAUCAGGUUUAUUGGAUAAAUAUCAAAGUGUAUUUAAUCAGUCACCAUCUUUAUCGACACCAGUAACAGUGAUUAAAGGUCAAAUACAACCACAACAAUCAAGAGAACGACAAUUGGGCUUGAAUGAUGUUGUGUUUGGAUUUGGUGGCAAUGAUCAAUCACAUGUACAUGAUCCAACUGUACAAACGAGAAAACGUGGUAUCGGUAUAUCAGCUGAACCUCAAAAUGAAGAUGAAAUUCAAUCGAAAGAACUUAAAUCAUAUCCCAAGUCAGAGGAUGUUCGUAAAUUAAUAAAAGGUGCUAUUCUGGAAAAUGACUUCAUGAAUCAUAUCGCAUCAAGUCAAUUGAGUCAGUUAGUCGAUUGCAUGUACAGCAUAGAGUUUACUGCGGGUGAAAUGAUCAUUACUGAAGGCGAUUAUGGCUCGUUAGUGUAUGUAUUAGGCGAGGGACAACUAGAAAUUUCCAAAGAUGGUCGAAAAUUAAGAGUGCUAGAUCGCCCGACAGUACUAGGGGAAUUAGCUGUUUUAUAUAAUUGCACUCGAACUGCCAGUGUUAAGGCUAUAACAAACGGAACACUUUGGGCAAUUGACAGAACAUCAUUUCAAACUAUAUUAAUGAGAGAUCAUUUACAAAAACACAAUGAUUACAUAACAUUCCUUAAAAGUGUACCAACAUUUAGUAAUUUACCAGAUAGUACAAUAUCCAAAUUAGCAGAUCAACUGAAUGAAGUUACUUAUCGUCCAAAUGAAUAUAUAAUACGUCAAGGUGCAAGAGGUGACAAUUUCUACAUAAUUGCCGAUGGUCAUGUGAAGGUGACCAUUUAUCCAACAACAGAGAAUGGAGUAAUUGAUCGUACAAAAGAGCCUCAGUUUGUACGUACACUAGGUAGAGGAGAUUGGUUUGGUGAAAAAGCAUUAACUGGUGACAACUUACGAACGGCCAAUAUUAUUGCAACUGGAGAUGAAGGGGUAACAUGUUUAGCUUUGGAUUUGGAGUCAUAUAGCCUUUUGAUUGCUGAUUUGGCUGCAUUAAAAAGGCGAUAUUCACAAGAAAAACCGCAAGAAACUACAAUUGAAGAAUAUAAGCCAGAAUUUCAAAACUUACAAUUUCAAGAUCUAAAAAUUAUGUCUACUUUGGGUUCUGGAGGUUUUGGUCGUGUUGAGCUCGUAAGUAUAGGAAGUGAUAAGACAAAAACAUAUGCUUUAAAAAAGAUGAGGAAACAGCAUAUUAUUGAAACAAAACAAGAGGAACAUGUAAUAAAUGAGCGUAAUAUCAUGUUACAUACAGAUUGUGAUUUUAUUGUAAGACUAUGCAAAACAUUCAGAGAUAAUAAAUAUGUCUAUUUACUGCUUGAAGUAUGUCUGGGUGGUGAACUUUGGUCUCUUCUAAAGGACAAGAGAACAAAAGGAUAUUUUUUCACGGAACAAGCUACACAGUUCUAUGUGGCAUGUGUAGUUGAAGCAUUGGAUUACUUACAUAGGAAAAAUAUUGUGUAUCGUGAUUUAAAACCGGAAAAUAUUAUGCUGGAUACACAAGGAUAUUGUAAACUAACAGAUCUUGGAUUUGCUAAACAGUUACCAUAUGGAGCUAAAACAUGGACAUUCUGUGGUACACCAGAGUAUAUGGCACCCGAAGUAAUAUUAAAUAAAGGUCAUGAUAUUGCUGUUGAUCAUUGGUCAUUAGGUGUAUUGUUAUUUGAACUACUGACAGGCUUACCACCAUUUGAAUCACCAGAUACAAUGCGCACAUAUGGAAUUAUAUUAAAAGGAAUAGAUGCUGUUAAUUUUCCAACAAGAAUGUCAAAAAAUGCUCAAUCUUUAGUUAAAAAACUUUGUCGUGAAAAUCCGACUGAACGAUAUGGCAUAGGAAAAGAAGGACUACGUGAAAUCGAAAGGCAUGUAUGGUUUGAAGGAUUCGAUUGGGUUGGAUUACGUAAACGAGUAUUAAAAGCACCAUAUGAAAGACAAGUAACGUCACAAAGUGAUCUCAGACACUUCGAUGAAUAUCCAGAAGAAACAGAAGAACCAGAAGAUGAAACAUCGGGUUGGGACGAAUCAUUUUAAUAAAAAAUGGCGAAUAAACAGUGGAUGAAUGAAAAUGAGAUAGAAAUUGUUGUUCUUGAUACUUAUAUCACCCAUCUAACUAAAUUCAAUUUAUGCAAGAAAUAUAUUGAAAUGUAUCUGCUAACGUAAUUUGGAAAAAUGCGAAAUGUCAAACUCAUUGAAAAGUCAAUAAAAAGUCGGUUAUCAUAAUUAAGUAAUUAAUUGGUGAUUCAAAGAAAUAAGAAAACAGUCAGAAAAAUUCCUUUUCUCUCUUUUUCCAGUCUUGAUUUUACAAUAUUUGUGAGAUAUCGUGUUCAAGAUGGUGACGUUGAGUAGAACUCGACUAUCGAGGUUAGGAUAACAAUUUAUGGGUGAA